CAUCAACGAACGUUACAGCAUCGCUUUCUUCUAGGGUCGUAAAAAUCAGGAAGAUGGCCGACCUCAAUGAUAAGAAACCUGAAAAUACUAAAGAAUUAGUGGACGUAGUAGGACAUUUCGGACCAUGGCAAACAAGAAUACUUUUAUUAUCCUCUUGUUUAUUUAUACCUCAUGUUUGGCAUGUUAUGGGGAUUGUGUUUUUUGCUCCAAAUAUUGACUAUUGGUGCAAACGUCCUGAAAAAUAUUCAAAUAUUACCAACGAUCAAUGGAAGGCUUUAGCUAUUCCAUUAGAUUCAAAAACGAAUGAUAACGUCACCUACAGUCAUUGUUUAAUGUAUAAAAACUUUAACAACUCAAGCAUGGAGGAAGAAGACUCGGUUGUUAGAUGCAGCUCCUGGGAGUAUGAUCGCUCUCUUUAUAAGUCUACAAUCAUAGAUGAGUGGGACCUAGUCUGCAGCAAUGAGUGGUUGACUUCAUUAAGCACGUCUGUGUACAUGAGUGGUUUUCUGAGUGCUGUAUUUUUAUCUGGACAACUUGCUGACAGGUUUGGUCGUCGUCCCAUUAUACUAAUAAAUGUCGCCAUCUUCUUUGCCUCUGCUUUGGCGUGUUCGUUUUCUACAUCGUUUGCCAUGUUUGCCGCACUUCGAUACUUUGUUGGAUUUGGAGCUUCUGGAGCAGUCACAACAGCUUUUGUUUUAUUUAUGGAAGUGAUUGGACCAGAGUAUCGCAGUGUGAUGGGAAUUGUCUUCAUGCUAUGCUGGACCACUGGCUACAUUAUACUACCAGGAAUAGCUUGGUUUGUGAGAGAUUGGUUUACUUUGCAACUGACACUAACAGUCCCGUGGAUAGUUUUGUCCAUUCAUUGGUGGCUUCUCCCAGAAUCCCCUCGUUGGUUAUUGACUCACGGGAAGGUCGAACAGGCUGAGAAAGAAAUUGAAACAGCUAUGAGACUUAACCAUAAAGACGUAACCAACAUAAAAGAAAUUGUACAGAAUCUCAAGAGAAAGGAAGUAAAGAGAGAAGAGACUAAGAAGUUUCGUCACCCUACUUUCCUUGAUUUGCUAAAGACUUCUAACAUGAGAAAGAAAAGUUUGAACAUUUUCUUCACCUGGUUUGUGGUUUCCUUUGCCUUUUACGGGCUCUCAUUGAGGACAAAUGACUUGGGAGGGAAUCCAUACAUCAAUUUCUUCAUCGCUGGUAUAACUGAGUAUCCAGCCGCCAUUACAGUAAUGUUUUCAAUCAAGCACCUUGGCCGUCGUAUACCUUUAAUGGCGUUAAUGGUCUCUGGUGGGCUUGCCUGUGUGUUUACCUUUCUAGUUCCAAAUUAUCUCCACUGGUUGUUGAUAACCCUGACCAUGUUUGGAAAAUUUUGCGUCUCCGCUUCAUUUAGUAUUUUAUAUAUAUACUCUGUUGAACUAUUCCCAACUGUUGUGCGAAAUGUUGGGGUUGGGUCGAGCUCAAUGUGCGCCCGUUUUGGAUCAAUGGUGGCUCCUUUUGUUAAAGAACUG
This is a messenger RNA of Limulus polyphemus (Atlantic horseshoe crab), 1508 nucleotides long. Its product is annotated as organic cation transporter protein-like. Lineage: Eukaryota; Metazoa; Arthropoda; Merostomata; Xiphosura; Limulidae. Gene Ontology annotation, molecular function: transmembrane transporter activity. Gene Ontology annotation, biological process: transmembrane transport. Gene Ontology annotation, cellular component: membrane. The record is from RefSeq and is a predicted model, not a curated record. The transcript is spliced from 9 exons. The annotation marks the transcript as partial.